GAAUUUCGCUUGGGCGAUUUUCGGUUUGAUCUCACCACGUAAGGAAGUCUAACGGCGACCAGUCAGUAAUUGGCAAGAGGCGACCCUGCUCUGCGGGAAAGUCUCUGUAAUGAAAGAAGCUCGUCACUCUAAAUUACCGGUGCCUUCUCAAUUCCACACCUACCUCCACCACUUCCCCCGUCGGGCGACGUUGAAAGUCCUCGUUUCUUGCUAACUAUGGCCGUGCGAGCUUCAAUACAGGCUGUUCCCCGACUGACGAUCGACUUCAUCAUAAUUGGAGGCGGAAUCGCAGGACUCGCGUGUGCGCUGGCGCUGCGGCGAAUAGGUCAUCGUGUACUGGUCCUGGAGAAAGAUGACGGUACUGACCAGGUAAAGGUCGCGGGCGGCUGCAGGCUGCCGCCCAAUAUGUCGAAGAUCCUCAAGUAUUGGGGCUUUGAACCACAGCUACGGGAUAUCUCAGUGGUGUCUGGCGCGACUUUCCUCUCGAUAUACGAGACCGGAUUUCUGUUAGGAACGCAUGUGUGGGACCAAGAGGUGUUGAAAGAGGCGGGCGGUGAAUUUGUGUUUUGCCACCAUGCAGAUCUGCGUAGCAUGCUACGCGAGGCCGCCGAACGCGCUGGAGCACAAAUUCGAGAUCGAGCACAAGUGGUGUCGAUUGACCCAACAAACAGAACCGUCACUCUGGCAUCCACCGAGGUGAUUUCUGGCGACGUGAUCAUUGGCGCGGACGGACCUUCUGGUAUAUCACGAGAGUUGCUUGCUGGUGGCCAAUCCUUGAACGGGCCCGCCCGCCACGCUUUCUACAACACUGUGGUCCCUGGUGACAAAAUUCGAAAUGACCCUGAAUUAAGAUAUUUCGUGGAGCAAGAACACCAUACUCAAUUCGUGUGGUUUGGUGAUGGUCAUUCAGUGCUUCUUUAUCCCGUCGGCGGACAGGAAGAUUUUGCCAUGAAUAUAUACGCACCGGAUGACGGGGAAGGAGACGGAUCAUGGGAAGACUCGGUACCAAUAAGCCGCCUACGUGAAGUGAUGAGGACCAGUGAGAAAAGAUUGCAAAAACUGGCCACCUUAGCAGCGGCCCCCGCGAGGUUGCGAGUGAUCGAACAAGGCGAACUCGAAGACUGGGUCCAUAACGAUGGAAGACUCCUCCUCAUAGGCGAGGCCGCGCAUACGCUACCUCCGGGUUCCAUCCAAGGGAGCGCAAUGGGGUUAGAAGAUGCGGCAGUCCUAGCCAAACUGUUCUCGCAUCUAAAAAGUGAAGAUCAGAUUCCCAACUUCCUAUACGCAUUCCAAGAUCUCAGGCAGAAUCGCUGCUCUGGCGUCCUGAAGCAAGAAAUGGGAAACCUUAUGUUCAUGGCCAUGCCUCCAUGCCCCAUGCAGGAAGCUCGUGACCGAAGUAUGAGGGAGAAGCAUGAGGCCGGGCUGAACGUUCUGGGCAAUAGCAGCGGAGGCGAUAGCAAUAGCGAGCAGUGGGAGGAGAUCAAGGAGCUGUGGGGCUACAACGCCGAGGACGAAGCCGACAAUUGGUGGGUUGAAUGGGGCGUCCUUCGAGAACGUGCAAAGGAAAGGGCCCGCGAACUGAACGCUUCCCAGUUGUCCAAUGGUAACGUUAGUAACUGAUCCAUGAAUUUCGAGACCACUUCCGCGCCAGGCGAUAUCACUCUCCUUCUCUUCCAUCGUAUUUAUCACAGUCGCUCUCCGUCCUGUUAUGGUAUAUAAUUAUGUAUACGCGCUAUCUUCCCAUGUAAUCGCUAGUUUGCUGUUAUCCUUCUGGAUAAAUUUGCGAGAUUCCUAUGGCAGGUUUCUGCCGCCGCCGCUUCCAAUCAA
Molecule: messenger RNA, 1827 nt
Organism: Gloeophyllum trabeum ATCC 11539
Lineage: Eukaryota; Fungi; Basidiomycota; Agaricomycetes; Gloeophyllales; Gloeophyllaceae
Product: FAD/NAD P-binding domain-containing protein
Exons: 10
Coding region: 217-1620 (467 amino acids)
Biological process (GO): secondary metabolite biosynthetic process
Molecular function (GO): monooxygenase activity; FAD binding
Source: RefSeq, a predicted model, not a curated record